UACUGCAAUCCAAUUUCCAUCGCCAUUGCUCAAAUCUUCUACUAAUUUACUUUCAUCAUCCAUGCAUUGCCUACACAUAAAACUUGGGUGAUUACAACAGAAACAUUAGAUGCCAGUAAAUAAAUAAGGCUAUUUAUAUAGAACAAUCAAAUCAAAAUGGAUGCACCAAAAGUUGCCAGAACAAGGAAAACAAAGGUUAAGAAUUCAACUUCAAGGCCAGAAACCAGACAUGUCUCAAGCAAAGUUGGGAAAUUUGAUCUCACUGAUCUACAAUGGACCAAUCAAAUUCCACAGUGUCCAGUGUACCACCCAUCAGAACAGGAGUUUCAGGAUCCUUUUGCAUAUCUACAGAUGAUUGCUCCAGAGGCAUCUAAAUUUGGUAUAUGCAAAAUAGUUUCUCCUAUAAGUGCCUCUAUUCCUGCUGCUGUUGUAUUAACAAAAGAGAAAAAGGACUUCAAGUUUAAGACUAAUGUGCAGCCUCUUCGGCUUUCUGAUUGGAAUGAGAAAGAUAUAAUAACCUUUUCCAUGAGAAAAAGAAAAUACAGCUAUCAUGAAUUUGAGGCUCUGGCAAACAGUGCUUGUCUGAGUAGAUUUUACAGUUCUGGAGGUCUUUCAUCUUCAGAUGUGGAAAAGGAGUUCUGGCGUGUGAUGGAUUUUGGAGAGAAGGGUAAGAUUGAGUAUGGAGUCAAUAUUGAGGGUAGUGCCUUUUCAUGUGAUCCUCAUGACAAGCUUGGAAAAAGCAAAUGGAAUCUGAAGAAUUUCUCACGGCUGCCACAAUCCACAUUGCGCUUAGUUGACAAGGAAAUUCCAGGAAUAACUGAUCCUAUGCUUUACAUUGGGAUGCUGUUCAGCAUGUUUGCAUGGCAUGUAGAAGAUCACUAUUUAUACAGCAUAAAUUAUCAUCAUUCAGGUGCAAACAAAAUUUGGUACGGUGUGCCUGCCCAUGAGGCCUCUCAAUUUGAAAAUACUGUCUUACAUCAUGUGUAUGGCAAUAAAAUCUCAUCAAAACUUGGAGAAGAUGGUUCUUUCCAACUUCUUGCACAUAAAACAACCAUGUUCCCUCCAAUUAUCUUGCUGAAAAAUGAUGUGACAGUUUACAAGGCUGUUCAGAAGCCAGGAGAAUUUGUGAUCACCUUUCCUAGAGCAUAUCAUGCUGGAUUCAGUACUGGUUUUAACUGUGGAGAAGCAGUGAACUUUGCUAUUGGUGAUUGGUUUCCAUUUGGGGCUGCAGCUAGUAAGCGUUAUGCACAUCUCAGAAUGCUUCCCAUGAUUCCAUAUGAGGAACUUCUUUGUAAAGAGGCUAUGCAGAUUCACAAGUUCUUAAAAGUCAGAAGUUCUAAGAACAAAUCUAAGGACAUUGCAUCUUAUAGUGCUACAGUAUUGACUUUUGUGCACCUUAUGCAAUUUUAUAAGAAGGCCCUUUUGAGACUGAAGGGUUCACCAGAGUGUUCAAUUUCUUCAAAUACCAUAUCUACUCUGAUAUGCUGCCACUGCCUCAGAGAUUGUUAUGUAGCAUACAUGUUGUGCAAGCACUGCUAUUCUUAUCCAAUUUGCCUUUGCUGCCAUGACAUGGCAUCAAAGAGGUGCUCCUGUGGGAGAAAAUACACUAUUUUUAAGAGGAGUGACAUGUUAGCCAUGGAGGAUGCUGCCAAAAAAUUUGAGAAGGAAAAAGAAAUCCAUUUGAAAUAAAAAGAGAGCAUGAAUAAAAUAAAAAUUCAGAAAAAAGAAGAAUCAAGAUGGUUAUACCACCUAAGUGCUGCUGCAAUGUCUUAAAGAGUUUGAGAUCACUUGCACUAUCGCUGACAUCUAACAAAUCAGACUUUCUUCGUGGCCUUUAUUUAACUUCUCAUUGGUUUUUAGCAUUUAAUGGUUUAUGGUUAUGUUAUUGUAGACUUGUAUUUUUUUAGAACUGUACAAUGUAGAUUAGUUUGUUGGUUUAUGGUUAUGUUAUUGUAGACUUGUACUUUUUUAGAACUGUACAAUGUAGAUUAGUUUGUAAA
Lotus japonicus is the source of this 2000-nucleotide messenger RNA. RefSeq names its product lysine-specific demethylase JMJ13-like. Gene Ontology annotation, cellular component: nucleus. The coding region runs from base 157 to 1689 and encodes 510 amino acids. Lineage: Eukaryota; Viridiplantae; Streptophyta; Magnoliopsida; Fabales; Fabaceae. Gene Ontology annotation, molecular function: histone demethylase activity. The record is from RefSeq and is a predicted model, not a curated record. Gene Ontology annotation, biological process: chromatin remodeling. The transcript is spliced from 8 exons.